AUCUCCAAUCUUUCUGGACUACACUCAUACACACACCCUGAUCUAGCCCUUUAAUUCUCAAACUAUUUAUACCCAGCCUGACAUCUUCUCUUCCUUUCUAGCUGCAUAACUAGCACAUGCUAAAAUCACUUAAAAAUCCAGCCGCUAAGUGAUUUUAUUUCUUUAAUUAUUUUAAUUUGUUCCCUUUAUCAUUGCGGUCAACAGAGACGUCGACGUCCGAGUAUUCAUGAUCAUGAGCUUUCCAUACUAAUGACGUACGUACGUACGCGCGUCUUCCUCGAUCCAUUAAUAUUUCCGUGGAAGUAAUCUUUCAUCUUCAGCCAUGCCCUCAUCUUUGAAUUUUUCUCCUCAAGCAAGGAAAGUGAUGAUGCUGAUCGAUCAUUCAGCCUCAUUCCGAUCACUUGCCAAAGUAGCUUAUCGAUUGUUUCUUUCCUCCUUGAAAGAACUAUUAGGUACGUACCAUAUAUACUACCAACAAAUUAUUAAAGUCCCCAUUGUUUCCGUGCAUUGCAGAUUUGAAGAAGCAUUAACGGUGGAGUACAGAACCUUUAUGAGCCUCUAAACCAGCCGCUAAUCAUCAACAUGGACGCGGACCCACCAUUUCACAAGGUCUACGAGAACCUGUUCGACAAAACCAUCAAAAACAUUAAUUAUAUCCCGCAGAAUCUCGUGAACAAAGAUGAUAACGAACUUUUCGUCGUCGAGGAAUGCGAGCUUCCGAUUAUUGACCUCAACCGUUUGUGCUUUGGUACUGAACUAGAGAGAGAGAAGUGCAAGACGGAGAUAGCGAGGGCUUCAAAAGAAUGGGGCUUUUUUCAAAUUGUGAAUCAUGGAAUUUCUAGUGAGAUUUUAGAGAAGAUGAGAUUUGAGCAGAAGAGGAUAUUCAAACAACCCUUUGAUAAAAAAAUUAAAGAAGACAAGUACUUGAAAUUUCCAUCUGGAAGUUACCGUUGGGGCACACCUUCAGCGACAAACCUGGGCCAAUUUUCAUGGUCAGAAGCUUUCCACAUUCCUUUGAUCGACAUUUCGCACUCGGGUGGCUUCGACAGUUUCGGUACGGUAGUGCAACAGUUUGCCAUGACGGUAUCGAAUUUAGCACAGAAACUGGCUAAGAUCUUGGCUGAAAAAAUGGGUCACGAGUCAACUUUCUUUCAAGAAAAUUGUUUGCCAAGCACUUGCUAUCUACGAAUGAAUCACUACCCACCUUGCCCAAUUGCUCUAGAUGAUCAGGUAUUUGGUCUAACGCCACACACAGAUAGUGACUUCCUCACAAUAUUGCAUCAAGAUCAAGUUGGUGGACUGCAAUUGGUGAAAGAUGGGAAAUGGAUUGCGGUUAAACCUAAUCCAGAGGCUCUUAUUAUCAACAUUGGAGACUUAUUUCAGGCAUGGAGCAACGGUACUUAUGUGAGCGUACAACACCGCGUGGUGACGAAUCCAGUAGUGGAAAGGUUUUCCACUGCAUAUUUCUUUUGUCCAGCAUAUGACACUGUAAUACAGAGUUGCUGCGAGCCUGCAAUCUACAAAGAGUUCAGCUUUAGGGAAUAUAGGCAGCAGGUCCAAGCGGAUGUUCAAAAAUUGGGUUCCAAAAUAGGACUUUCUAGGUUUCUUGUUUAAAGCCAAUACCCCAAGAGCAUGCAUGCAUGCAUCUUCUAAGUUAUAUAUAAUGUUUGUAUUUGGUCUC
Messenger RNA from Carya illinoinensis, 1681 nucleotides. Its product is annotated as gibberellin 2-beta-dioxygenase 8-like. The transcript has 4 exons. Bases 583 to 1614 code for a protein of 343 amino acids. The record is from RefSeq and is a predicted model, not a curated record. Lineage: Eukaryota; Viridiplantae; Streptophyta; Magnoliopsida; Fagales; Juglandaceae.